AUGUCGGCGACCCAGCUGUCCCUCCCUUCGACCAUCGCCUCGUCCGCCUCGCUCGCGUCGCUCUUCUCUCUCCAGCCAUCCUGGUCCUCCUCCGACCCUCCAUCCACUGCCGCAACCGCCGACCCCUCGCUCGUCCAAUCCCUGCUCUCCUCAUCCUGGGCUCUCACCUCCUCUUCCACCGCGACCUCCUCCAUCUCCGGCCUCGCCAACCUCGCAUGGGUACCCGACCCCUUCGACUCGAGCAACUCCAAAGCAGUCCUACGCCUCGCCUACCCGGAAGGAUCGAGAGACGGAGCGCAGUUCUCGUUUGCGGCGUUUCAGAAGAACGCGAGGGUGCAGACUGCGUUGCUCAAAUACGAGGUCGCCUUCGACUCCUCGUUUGACUUUGUGAAAGGCGGCAAGCUCCCCGGACUGUACGGCUCGUCACCAUCUGCCAAAGGGCUAUGUACGGGUGGAAAUCACCUGCACGAUUGCUGGAGCGCGAGGUUGAUGUGGCGCACGGGCGGAGCGGGCGAAGUCUACGCGUACAUACCGACGUACGACGGCUUCUGUGCGCAGGCAGACGUGCUGUGCGACGCAGAUUACGGGACGAGUCUCUCGCGCGGGUCGUUCAAGUUCGCUCGGGGCGACUGGACGACCAUCCAUCAACUCAUCUCCCUCUCCACUCCACCGCUCGCAAACGGCCUCCUCGCACUCUACUCCAACUCCUCCCUCUCGCUCUUACACACGGGAAUCGCAUACCGCACAAACCCCAACGUCUCGAUUACGAAUGUGUUGUUCAGUAGUUUCUUCGGUGGCAGCGAUGCGAGCUGGGAUUCGAAGGGCGGGAAUGCGUAUUACAGGAGGGUCGAGCUCUACGCCUCGACACUACCCUCGAAUACGACAGGUCCAACAGUCUCGGCCUCGUUCGACAAUACCAUCUCGUCUUCUUCCGCCGCAUCAUCCCGUGCUUCGAUGUUGCGAGUGAUGGUACUGUUGAUGGUAUGGACGAUGCUAGGGCAGGUGGUGGGGAUGGGAGUACGCUGA
Molecule: messenger RNA, 1026 nt
Organism: Rhodotorula toruloides NP11
Lineage: Eukaryota; Fungi; Basidiomycota; Microbotryomycetes; Sporidiobolales; Sporidiobolaceae
Product: polysaccharide lyase family 14 protein
Exons: 5
Coding region: 1-1026 (341 amino acids)
Source: RefSeq, a predicted model, not a curated record